UAGCCUAUUAGGUUGUUGAAAUAGUCUCCUGAAUCUUGGGACCCACACCCAUCACCAGGGUAAAUAUAGACAUGGAAGACAAAGGUGUUUGCGAGGAGACUGAGACCAGUCAACCCCAAAACAUCACUCCUGCAGCAGAGCAGGGUCCCCUGGUUUCAGUCACGUUUCAGACGGACCAACACCGAAAACUGAAAUACUUGGAGUCAGAAACUAAAGCAUUAGGGGUGACCCAAAUUACCUUCAGUGUGUUUAAGAUCUUCGCAUACACACCAUACUAUAUGCUUGGAUUCGGUGAACCGAUUGACCAGACGGUCAUUUAUAUUAUUGGAUAUGUGUUGGUGAUGGUCGCUGGUUCUCUGGCCUUGGCGGCUCAGAAUCUCCAUCUUCCCACUAUGAAGGCCUGCCUGGGGAUGCAGGUGGUGGCCUGUGUGAUCUCUAUAUUGAAUUUGCUCGUGGAUGGAUUUGACUUAGGGCUGGCUAAGUUGGAUUUGACUCCAUUCCAUGACAGCCAUUGCUGGCUGUCAUGGAAUUAUACAGGAGUCCAACAUGAUAACUGCAUGAUUCUGUCAACGACACACGCACAUUAUACUGCUGAGAAUCUCCUGAUCCAGGCUGCCUCGGUGGCUAUCUCUGUCACCCUGGCUGCCUACUGCUGCAAGGUUAUCAACUGCUGCUCACCCACAUCCAGGAUGCCUGUGAUCACUGUCCAAGCCCCUCCCACUCAGCAAUGAGAAAUUAAUCAACCUACACCUGGAGCCAGCUAACCAGCAUGUACUCACAUUGUCUGACGACCUAUACCAAUACUGGUCAUUAUAUCCAUUAUAAAGAACUGAUAUGAAAUGUGUCACAAAAAUAAGCAUGCACUUAUUUUACAGUUUACUGUUUGACUGUGUGUUUAUAACAUUACAAUUAAAAUAUUA
Osmerus eperlanus (European smelt) is the source of this 920-nucleotide messenger RNA. RefSeq lists its product as uncharacterized. Bases 72 to 731 code for a protein of 219 amino acids. The transcript has 7 exons. NCBI's taxonomy places the organism in Eukaryota, Metazoa, Chordata, Actinopteri, Osmeriformes, Osmeridae. The record is from RefSeq and is a predicted model, not a curated record.